Trichosurus vulpecula (common brushtail) is the source of this 3120-nucleotide messenger RNA. RefSeq names its product lon peptidase 1, mitochondrial (gene LONP1). Bases 1 to 2904 code for a protein of 967 amino acids. NCBI's taxonomy places the organism in Eukaryota, Metazoa, Chordata, Mammalia, Diprotodontia, Phalangeridae. Gene Ontology annotation, cellular component: mitochondrial matrix. The transcript is spliced from 18 exons. Gene Ontology annotation, molecular function: serine-type endopeptidase activity; ATP-dependent peptidase activity; single-stranded DNA binding. Gene Ontology annotation, biological process: protein catabolic process; protein quality control for misfolded or incompletely synthesized proteins; mitochondrion organization. The record is from RefSeq and is a predicted model, not a curated record.
AUGGCGGCCAGCGCCGGCUACGUUCGCCUGUGGGGAGCCGCGAGGCGCCUAGCGUUGGCGCCAAGGCUGCGGUCUCCCCAGCUAGCUGGCCUUGGGGGACGGGCCCGCGGGCGGAGCCUGCGCGAGGCCCGUCCGCCGCUGUUGCGGCCGCUGCGGAGCAGCGCGGCACCGGCCUGGGCCCUUUGGGACCGGGGACCGGGCCCCGGGCCUGCUGCGCGGGGUGUGGGCGCGUGGCGGGGCUUGUGGGACGAGGCCGGCUCCCGGGGCAGCGGCGCCUAUGGCGGCGACGAUAGCCCCAAGGACGGCGCCGAGGACGGGGCUGGGAGCAGCGGGGCCCCCGGGGGCGGAGGGGCGGAGGGCCCUGUCAUGACCGCACUCACGCCCAUGAUGAUCCCGGACGUCUUCCCGCAUCUGCCGCUCAUCGCCGUCACCCGCAACCCCGUGUUCCCCCGUUUCAUUAAGAUCAUCGAGGUUAAAAAUAAGAAGUUGGUUGAGCUGCUAAGAAGGAAAGUCCGCCUUGCCCAGCCAUAUGCCGGUGUCUUUCUAAAGAGAGAUGACAACAAUGAGUCUGAUGUGGUUGAGAACCUGGAUGAAAUUUACCACACAGGAACUUUUGUCCAGAUUCAUGAAAUGCAGGACCUCGGGGACAAGUUGCGUAUGAUAGUCAUGGGACACAGAAGGAUUCGUAUAAACAGACAGCUAGAUGUGGAGCCUGAGGAACUGGAGCUAGAAAAUAAGCAAAAAACGAGGAGAAAACCUAAGCGAACCAAGAAGGAAGCUGAGGAGGAACAAGGGGCCAAGGACCAAGUGGUAGAGCUGGUGAUAGAACCUGCCACCCAUUCCCCAGAUGAAGUACUCAUGGUAGAAGUGGAAAAUGUAGUCCAUGAGGACUUCCAGGUCACUGAGGAAGUGAAAGCCCUUACUGCAGAAAUUGUGAAGACAAUUCGGGAUAUCAUUGCUUUGAAUCCCCUCUAUAGAGAGUCUGUGCUUCAGAUGAUGCAGGCUGGGCAGAGAGUUGUGGACAAUCCCAUCUACCUGAGUGACAUGGGGGCAGCACUGACAGGAGCUGAGUCUCAGGAGCUGCAGGAUGUUCUGGAAGAAACAAAUAUUCCAAAGCGGCUCUACAAGGCCCUCUCACUUCUCAAAAAGGAAUUUGAGCUGAGCAAGCUGCAGCAGCGUCUGGGCCGGGAGGUAGAAGAGAAGAUCAAGCAGACUCACCGCAAGUAUCUUCUGCAAGAACAGCUAAAAAUCAUCAAGAAAGAGCUGGGUCUGGAGAAAGAAGACAAAGAUGCCAUUGAGGAGAAAUUCCGAGAACGUUUAAAGGAACUCACCGUUCCCAAGCACGUCAUGGAUGUGAUUGAUGAAGAGCUCAGUAAAUUGGGCUUAUUGGACAAUCAUUCCUCAGAGUUCAAUGUCACCCGAAAUUAUUUGGACUGGUUGACUUCCAUACCCUGGGGGAAACAAAGUGAUGAGAAUCUAGAUCUGGCCCGAGCCAAGGAAGUCCUGGAAGAAGAUCAUUAUGGCAUGGAGGAUGUCAAGAAACGCAUCUUGGAAUUUAUUGCUGUGAGCCAACUCCGAGGAUCAACACAAGGGAAGAUCCUUUGUUUCUACGGUCCUCCAGGAGUGGGCAAGACAAGCAUUGCUCGCUCCAUUGCAAGAGCUUUGAAUAGAGAAUAUUUCCGAUUCAGUGUUGGAGGCAUGACUGACGUGGCAGAAAUCAAAGGACACAGGAGGACAUAUGUUGGGGCCAUGCCAGGGAAGAUUAUCCAGUGUCUGAAAAAGACUAAGACGGAAAACCCCUUGAUUCUCAUCGAUGAGGUGGAUAAGAUCGGGCGAGGCUACCAGGGAGACCCCUCUUCUGCAUUGCUUGAGCUUCUAGAUCCAGAGCAAAACUCUAACUUCCUGGACCACUAUCUAGAUGUCCCAGUGGAUCUGUCCAAGGUUCUGUUCAUCUGCACAGCCAAUGUUAUAGAAACCAUCCCUGAGCCCCUGAGAGACAGGAUGGAGAUGAUCAACGUCUCUGGCUACGUGGCUGAGGAGAAACUAGCCAUUGCAGAGCGUUACCUGGUCCCUCAGGCCCGAAUCCUGUGCGGUCUGGAUGAAAGCAAGACCAAAGUCUCAUCAGACGUGUUGACCCUUCUUAUCAAGCAGUAUUGCCGAGAGAGUGGUGUUCGAAACCUACAGAAGCAGGUGGAGAAGAUGUUAAGAAAGUCUGCCUACAAGCUAGUCAGUGGGGAGAUGGAGUCUGUGGAAAUAACACCCGAGAACCUACAGGACUUUGUAGGGAAGCCCCUCUUCACUGUGGAGCGCAUGUAUGAUGUGACACCACCAGGCGUGGUCAUGGGUCUGGCCUGGACAGCCAUGGGAGGCUCUACCUUGUUCAUUGAGACCUCACCACGGCGCCCCAAGGGAACAGACAGCAAAGAUGGAAGCAUAGAGGUGACAGGUCAGCUGGGGGAAGUCAUGAAAGAAAGUGCCAAGAUUGCAUACACAUUUGCCCGGGCAUUCUUAAUGCGUAAGGACCCAUCCAACGAUUUCCUGUUGGCCUCACACAUCCAUCUGCAUGUGCCUGAGGGUGCAACCCCCAAGGAUGGCCCCAGUGCAGGCUGCACCAUUGUCACUGCACUGCUCUCCUUGGCCAUGAACCAGCCCAUUCGGCAGAAUGUGGCCAUGACAGGGGAGGUGUCGCUCACUGGCAAGAUCCUUCCUGUGGGAGGCAUUAAGGAGAAAACCAUUGCAGCCAAAAGAGCAGGAGUCACCUGUGUCAUCCUCCCUGCAGAGAACAAGAAAGACUAUUAUGACCUUGCAAGCUUCAUCACUGAAGGGCUGGAAACACACUUUGUGGAGCACUACAAUGAGAUCUUCGACAUUGUUUUUCCCCACGAGGAAAGUGUGGAACGAUGAACUUUCAGAUUCUAAGGGGAGGGAAGCUUCAGCCAAACAAAUUCUCAAGGUUGGCAUCACAGACAGAAGUUUUAAGGAUCAGUAAAGCUGCUAGACCGCCAAGGAAACCCAUUCAUGAUGGUUUCAUACAUAAUUAUAGCUUAGAGAGCAAUUUAUAAUUUAGAGAAGGCCUGUUGUGCUUGAAAAUAUAAUUUAUGAUAAAAAUCAUUUCCAAUA